GCUCCCGCGGCGGCCACCGGGAAUCCCUCACUGAUCCCUCACCGCGCCCUCACCGCGCCCUCGCUCCGCGCAGCGCCCCGAGCCCGAUGACUCUGAACCGCGGGGACAAGCGGCGCGGCAGCACGCCGUUCGCGGCGCAGCAGCACCUGCACCGCCGCAGCAUGCCCGUGGACGAGCGCGACCUGCGGCCGCUGCCGCCCGACGAGCUGUCGGGCUUGGUGCGCUGCACCUCGUACAGCCCCGGGGGCGAGCACCGCCAGAGCUGGGCCUCCGACUCCUCCGACUCCGUCACCUCCUCGGGCAGCGACUCGGACGGCAGCCUCUACAAGGUGAUCCUGCUGGGCGAGCACGGCGUCGGCAAGACCAGCCUGGCGCGCAUCUUCGGCGGCGUGGAGGACUGCGCGGACGCGGAGGAGGCCGGAAAUACAUACGACAGAUCAAUUAUAGUUGAUGGAGAAGAAGCAUCUCUCGUGGUGUUUGAUAUAUGGGAGCAGGAUGACAGCCAAUGGCUCCAGAACCACUGCAUGAAAAUGGGAGAUGCCUAUAUUAUUGUCUACUCGGUGACAGACAAAGUUAGUUUUGAAAAGGCUUCUGAGCUAAGAAUCCAGCUGAGAAGAGCAAGGCAGACAGAGGAUAUUCCUAUUAUCCUUGUGGGAAAUAAAAGUGACCUGGUCAGGUCCCGGGAGGUCUCUGUUGAUGAGGGCCGGGCCUGUGCCGUGGUGUUCGACUGCAAGUUCAUCGAGACCUCAGCCGCGCUGCACCACAACGUGCAGGACCUGUUCGAGGGCAUCGUGCGGCAGAUCCGCCUGCGCAAGGACAGCAAGGAGGACAACGCCCGCAGGAUGGCCAACGCCAAGCGGAGGGAGAGCAUCAGCAAGAAGGCCAAGCGGUUCCUGGGCAGAAUUGUGGCCAAGAACAACAAGAAGAUGGCUUUCAAAGCAAAAUCCAAAUCUUGCCAUGACCUGUCGGUGCUAUAGGAGCCCUCAGCGAGGGCAGGCACGCGGGAUGAACGAGCCCCUGGCUGCCCGGCAGCGUGUGGAUGCUCCUCGUGGUGGAAACAGCCGUGGCUUUUCCACUGAGACUCUCCUUAAUGCCUUAAGGUGCUCAAGCAAGUCUGGAAGUUACACUACAGUGCUUCAUUGAUAAAUGGUUUAAGUUUCAGUGUGUGCAAGUAAAUGAACUAACUUGAAAUAUGAGGCUUGACAUGCCCACUGUGUACAUAUGUUCUAUAUCUUCUUGUCUUGUGGAUACCAGAGAUGCAAAGAUAAGAAAGGAUAACUAUCACCAUAGACUUGUCUCAUUUGCAGAGCAAAACUUAAACUUGUACGCAGGCUCGUACACUCUUUUUAAGUAUAAAGCAAGCAAUGAUAAAUCUUUUUAAACUUAAAUGUGGGGAGGGUGGAGUAGAACCACAGUAGAAUGGGAGAAAUCAAAGUAUAUAUAUAUUUAAAUACAGAACGGAUAUGAUUUUAUUAAGUUAAUUUGCACUUCCAUUAACUGUUAUUCAAUUAAUUGGUUACUUGUUUACAUGCAGAUUUUAUAAUAAAAUAUUAUUUCCUCUUAUAAUAAACUGUGCUUUUCUCGUAGUGUGGUUAAAGAAUGAGAGAACAGUAUUUUUAUACUGACCUUUUUCCACUGUACAAAAUGUUACACAUAGACUGAAGAUUUCACAUGUGAUAGAGUUCUGGAACAAGAUGAAUUGGGAAAA
Molecule: messenger RNA, 1708 nt
Organism: Lonchura striata (white-rumped munia)
Lineage: Eukaryota; Metazoa; Chordata; Aves; Passeriformes; Estrildidae
Gene: RRAD
Product: RRAD, Ras related glycolysis inhibitor and calcium channel regulator
Biological process (GO): negative regulation of high voltage-gated calcium channel activity
Cellular component (GO): plasma membrane
Molecular function (GO): GTPase activity; calcium channel regulator activity; GTP binding
Source: RefSeq, a predicted model, not a curated record